AACAGCUUUAUUACCCAAUUAAACACAAACGUAAAAACAGAGAAAUGAGAAAAUGGCUGCUGCUGCUGCUACUUACAGCUCUAUUAUUCUUGGCAAAACCCCAGUUUUUCACUUCAAAAACCCACAAAAGCUCUUCAGUAAAACCCUGAUUUUUUAUUCUCACAAAUCUCUAGCCCCCUCAAACUCGUUGCAUUCCCAACGAGUCAACUCACUUCACCCAAAAUCCUCCACUCAGACUCGUCAUCCCAUCCAAGAACUACUCCUUCUCCUCGCUUUCUCAUUGACCCUUUUGUGUUUUCGUCUUUUCUCCAAUGCCCUUUUGCCCGAUUUCCCUCUUCGUUGGCAAAGCCUCAUUGCUUUCUCUCAUGAAGCUGAAGCUCAAACCAAAGCUUAUCCUAAACAUCUAUGGGAAGCCAUUGUUGCUUAUGAGGAUCGUCGCUUCUUUAGACAUUUUGGGCUCGACCCAGUUGGGAUUGGUCGCGCUGUUUUGUCGUUUUCGGCUCUUGGGGGAGGCAGCACCAUAACUCAGCAGCUUGUCAAGAAUACUUUCCUGAAAAAUGAGCGCACAUUCUUGAGAAAGAUCUUGGAGAUGGUGUUGGCACUGGCAUUAGAAAGGACAAUGUCAAAACAAGGAAUACUGAGCUCUUAUGUUUGUAAGAUAUACUGGGGGCAUGGUAUUAAUGGCAUUGAAUCAGCAUCAAAUUUAUAUUUUGGAAAGCAUCCAUCUCUCCUGAGUUUGGCAGAGUCUGCAAUGCUUGCUGGACUUAUACCUGCACCAGAGCUCAGAUCACCACUCAGGGAUAAGAGCAGUGGCAAGACCUUCCAAGCCAGAGUUUUGAAAAGGAUGGUGGAAGUCGGCUCUCUUGAUAUUGAGACGGCACUUUCGAUCGUGAGACAGCCACAUUACCUGCAUCUUAAUAGGCCAGAAAACACAGAUGGACUGUCAUACCUGUUUUCUUUCUUUGGGUUGGGACUUGGAGAGAACAACAAACUCAAUCAAGCCGGUAAGGAAUCAACAUGCGAAGGUACAUGGGACUGGGAAAGAGAAAGCAAAAUAUGGGAAGUACGUGAGGAGAUGGAAAGAUGGGCCGCAAAGGUUCAGGUUCCGUGCAGAACUUCAGUAAAAGCUUCUCGUUUGAAAUGAAAAGCAGACCACUUGCCUAUAUAUGAUUAAGGCUUGUAGUGUUUCUGGCAAUGGAAGGAAUUCACUCACUAUUCCGUUCUGAAGAACUAGAAAUUCCCAUUUUGAGUUCCAUUGCAACAAAUAUUCCUUGAUUGAAACUGAUAGUGAGUAACUUCAGAUUAAAAGCUUUCCCAUCUUCAACCAAUUGACAUUGGCAAUUAUGCCACUUGAAUACCAAUACAUUGCCGAAAUUGAAAUGGAUAAAGACGAAGGAAUGGUUUCUGAUUAGUUGGUUUUGGGUGGUAUAAUCAGUAUAUAUCUUCUUGACCUUUCCAAAUUUGAGCUGAAAUUGACCAUGGAAUCCGUUGGAAGAUCUUUUCUUUUAUAGAUACGAAAGUUACUGUUUCAAUUGUUCUCAGUUUUGUCAUGUUUGUUAUAUAUGACAAUCUGUAUUCGGAAGCCUAUUCCCAAUUAUAAAUUCUUGACCCGAA
Molecule: messenger RNA, 1614 nt
Organism: Theobroma cacao (cacao)
Lineage: Eukaryota; Viridiplantae; Streptophyta; Magnoliopsida; Malvales; Malvaceae
Molecular function (GO): peptidoglycan glycosyltransferase activity
Source: RefSeq, a predicted model, not a curated record